AUGCCCACCCCCCCCGCGCUCCGCGCGCUCCUCCUCCUCCUUCUCCUCCUCCCCACCUCCCUCUCCCUCUCCCUCUCCCUCUCCCUCUCCCCUCCCCCCUCGCUCUGCCGCCCGCGCGGCCCGCGGCUCCGCUUCUCCUCCCUGGGCGCGCCGCGCGCAUCGUUCGUGCUGCCGCCGGUCUGCCUCUCGCGCGCGCGCCGCGCGCUGCGCCAGCUGGUCCAGUGUCCAACCGUGCUCCCGCAAGUCGCGGCCACACGGGAGCUCACGCCGCGCAUCGUGGGCGGCACCGAGCCGCACCCCUCGCUACAGUCGCACAUGGUCGCCUUCGUCAGGUCCAGCUUGUUCGUCUGCUCCGGCUCGCUCAUCUCCGCACGCUGGGCCAUCACCGCCGCCCACUGCAAUAUCAACUCCGACUUCCGCGUCUCGCUCGGCUCGACCCACGUCACGGACGGCGUCACCCGCAAAGUCGCCAGGGUCUUCCGCCACCCGAGCUACAACCCCAAAAGGCAGGACUCGCCGUACGAUAUCGCCUUGGUCCUGCUUGAUGGCAGUGCCCCGUCUAGCACCCGCUUUAUUCGCGUCAACAAUAACGCCUCCGUGCCAGAGCUAGAGGCCUUCUCGCGCGCCUUCGGGUACGGACAGCUGCGGGAGAAGGAAUUGUCUGCCCCGGUCCUGCGCCAGGUCGACGUCCCGGUCGUCCCCAUGCCAGUGUGCAAGGACAAGUACUCGAUGAGGAGCGCACCGCUUGCCCAGGAGCUGUCGGACGAGCUGCAGCUGUGCGCGGGGCGUCCGGAGGGCGGCUGCGACGCCUGCCAGGGAGACAGCGGCGGGCCACUGGCCGUCUUCGACGACGAGGGAAACCUGGUGCAAAUCGGCAUCGUCUCGUUUGGCAUCGGCUGCGCACGCCCAAACUUCCCCGGCGUGUACACCCGCCUCUCCUUCUUCCAGCAGUGGAUGAUCGAUACUGGCGCAGAAUUUACACGCUCCACCGACGGACGUGUCAUUGAAUCGCAGGGCGUCAACCUCGACGAGUCCGGGGGGUUCUCCGUCGCAGGCCUCAACCUGUGGCAGAGCAUCGCCGUCGUCGUCUCCGCGGGCGUCGUGGGCCUCGCCUUUAUCGGCUUCCUCGUCUACCCCUUCGUCGCCAGGCGCUCCGCGCGCCGCCCACCAAGGGACGACGACCACGACAUCGACAGCACAGACUCUGCAACUCCACCCCCGUCCGCGGCACAUGCGGACCAUGGCUACGGGCACUACUCUGUGGACGCCUCCCAGGACGGUUCUCUCGGCCCCAGGCCGCCGCAGACCGCGCCAGUGCCGGAGCCAAUGCCGGUGUACGACCCGAUGCGGUACGAAGGCGCCCCGCUUGCGACACACGCGCCCUCGGAGCAGCACUACGAGGGGCAGCUGAUGCCGCCGUACUCGCACCCGAACGUGCCCCCGCCAUAUACGGAGCUGGACCGCUUCCCGCCGUACAUGGACGUGCAGACACCGGCCCCCGUGUACCAAAACACUGUCCUGGAGAGCGGCUACGCUACCCCUUGGUCAGGGGAUGGUAUUGUGCGUCCACCUUCGCUUCCGGAAACACAUGGAGAUACGCUGGGGGACGUGCCUCCUGCACCUCUGUAUCCCCUCAACAACUCCCAUACUAACAUACGGCGUCAAUGA
Molecule: messenger RNA, 1668 nt
Organism: Chondrus crispus (carragheen)
Lineage: Eukaryota; Rhodophyta; Florideophyceae; Gigartinales; Gigartinaceae
Exons: 1
Coding region: 1-1668 (555 amino acids)
Biological process (GO): proteolysis
Molecular function (GO): serine-type endopeptidase activity
Source: RefSeq, a predicted model, not a curated record